CAAGACACAUCAAAAUUAUUAUUAUUGAUUGGAAGAUUCUUGAGAAGCUUAAAUUGUUGCCUUCUUGGCGGCUAAUAUCCACACCAACCCCUGUGAAUCGAAAGUCAUGUCUACAUCCUACCAAGAAGUUACAAGAUUUUGCACUUGUUGAAUGAAAAGAGACCAGGGGAAUCGGAUAUUUGAAUGAUGUCAUGUCGACGUUUCAGCUUCGUCAACGGCGGGUUCGUCAGAACGCCACAGCUCGAGAACGACGACGGUUGGCUGAAGUAAACCGUGCUUAUUCUAACCUUAGCAACCACGUUCCUCAACAUUUAUUGGGAAAUGCUACUAAGUUAGAGGUAUUACGAGGUGCGACUUGUUACAUUGAACUCUUAACCGUCAUUCUCUCCGCUGACGACAUCCAUCUCUAUCGAGAUCAUUUUGACAGUAAUGAGAGUCGAACAUCCACAUCAAUGAACUCGAUGGACCAGUGGGACAGAAAUAUAUUCUUUAAUCGUUCUACUUUCAGCCACUUUUUAGAAACUUUCAGAAACUGUUCAGUGAGGGAUUUCCAAUCAAUCGAAGCCCAAUCUACAACACAGUCAAGUAAGCAUCCUAGAUUAGUAGACCCCCAAAUCAUUCUAUUUUGGUCAGGAUAUGCUCUGUUGAGACUUUGUCUGUGUUUGCGGCAUCCUCUCCCUCGAUGUGUAGGAAGAUGACUGAAAAAAUAUCAGAAAAUGUUUAAA
Messenger RNA from Lytechinus variegatus (green sea urchin), 725 nucleotides. RefSeq names its product myoblast determination protein 1 homolog A-like. Gene Ontology annotation, molecular function: DNA-binding transcription factor activity, RNA polymerase II-specific; protein dimerization activity; RNA polymerase II transcription regulatory region sequence-specific DNA binding. The record is from RefSeq and is a predicted model, not a curated record. The transcript has 3 exons. Bases 192 to 698 code for a protein of 168 amino acids. Gene Ontology annotation, biological process: regulation of transcription by RNA polymerase II; developmental process. NCBI's taxonomy places the organism in Eukaryota, Metazoa, Echinodermata, Echinoidea, Temnopleuroida, Toxopneustidae.